Messenger RNA from Daldinia decipiens, 1433 nucleotides. Its product is annotated as glutaredoxin. Gene Ontology annotation, molecular function: 2 iron, 2 sulfur cluster binding. The transcript has 2 exons. NCBI's taxonomy places the organism in Eukaryota, Fungi, Ascomycota, Sordariomycetes, Xylariales, Hypoxylaceae. The coding region runs from base 288 to 1052 and encodes 254 amino acids. The record is from RefSeq and is a predicted model, not a curated record.
CUUCAACCUUUAAACUUUAAACUUUAAACUUCCCAACCGGCGCAUCUAUCGGAGGGGCAAACUACUUUCCCAACUAAACUACUGCUUUCCCAAAUACAUACACCAUCAAAAAAAGGCUGACCACUAAAUCAAUACUUAGCAUUUUCGUCUCAUUCUUGUUCUCAUUCUUGUUUUGUUUAUACCUACCUAACCUAAGGUCAGGUAAUAGGCAUACAUAAGAUAUAAACGCGACACGGAGGCUUAAUCACUACAACCUCACAUAGAAAUAAUUCAUUGCGAACGGCAAGAUGGGGUUGGUGAAGGAGAUUACCUCCCAGCACGAGUGGGAAACCUUCGUCGGGUCGCUUCCCAAAUCAACCCUCCUCAUCAUCUUCUUCCAUGCCCCCUGGGCCGCGCCAUGCGCACAGAUGGCCAAGGUUAUCGAGACGCUCGCGAACGACUACUCCGCGAAGAGUGCGCCUUCUACGAGCUGGGUUUCUAUCAAUGCCGAGGAUCUUAGCGACGUAUCCGAGAUCUACGACGUUGUCGCCGUGCCCUACGUCGUCCUGCAACAAAACGACCAAGUCCUCGAUACCGUCAGCGGUAGCAACGCUGCCGCGCUACGGAAGGUCAUCGAGACGCACGCCCCGCUAAAUCCCGACGCCACCAACGGCAACAAGCCAGACACCAUAGAGGAGGACUCGUUAGAUGAGAACGGAGAUGUGCUGAGCCCCGAGGAAGAACUUAACAAACGAUUGACGGGUCUGGUCAGCGCAGCGCCUGUCAUGCUGUUCAUGAAGGGCACGCCCAGCGAACCUAAGUGCGGAUUCUCGCGCCAGCUUGUUAACAUUCUCCGAGAGCGCAGCGUCAAGUAUGGCUUUUUCAACAUCCUCGCAGAUGACGAUGUUCGACAAGGUCUGAAGAAGUUUGCGGACUGGCCGACGUACCCGCAGCUGUGGGUUUCGGGCGAGCUAGUCGGUGGUCUAGAUAUUGUCAAAGAGGAAUUAGAGAAGAAACCCAAUUUCUUCAAGAAAUUCAGCGCCCCUAAAGGAUAUGACGUUACCGUUGCUUGAACCCUAGAUUGGGAUGAUGGAGGGGCUGCAUAGCUAAUAAGAGGUGUCUACUGCCUAUGACCUAAGUGUAUCCUGGACAUUGCAUGUCACAAAUGAUUACGAUAGAUGCUACCUGAGGCAGGUAUCGAGGUGGUCGAUAACCUACGUCGCCAGGUGUGUAACUUGGUGAAUUCUUGGGAUCUGAGAGCUUCUUUCGGUUGCUUCUUUCGGUUGCUUCGACGUCUAUUUCAUGCGAUCUCUUCCAUUGUUUCUCUUCCACGUGGAACAGAGUGGUUAUUGAGGUCGAUAGGUUUAUGCUACUGCUUUGACGAAUGGUCAUGCAAAGGACUAUAGCUAGUGCCUCGACCUACAUACCAUAAUAUGAAUGAAUUAAGCCACUAA